AUGCCAGAGGCUCCUUUAAUAGUUGAUGGAAAUUUUGAUGAAAACAACAAAAAACUUCUUCAAUUUUUCGAAGACAUCACUAGUAAUCCUAAUGAUGUUCAAAAAAAUGUUCUUCAUGAGAUACUUUCUCGUAAUUCUGGUGUUGAAUACUUUCAAAGGCAUGGUCUUAUUAUAAAUGGCAACAAUGAUGACUAUGAAAAUUUCAAAAAAAUCAUGCCUAUUGUCACUUAUGAAGAUCUCAAACCCGAUAUCGAUCGUAUCGCGAAUGGUGAUCGUUCAUCCAUCCUUUGUUCUCUACCAAUUUCCGAGUUCCUAACAAGUUCUGGCACAUCUGGGGGAGAGAGGAAAUUGAUGCCAACAAUUGAAGAAGAGCUAGGGAGAAGGUCAUUAUUAUACAGCCUUUUAAUGCCAGUAAUGAAUAAAUUUGUGCCAGAUUUACAAAAAGGCAAAGGAAUGUACUUUUUAUUUAUCAAAUCAGAAGCAAAAACUCCAGGUGGUUUAUUAGCACGUCCAGUUUUAACAAGUUACUAUAAGAGUUCCUAUUUCAAAAAAAGACCAUAUGACCCUUACACAAAUUACACAAGCCCAAAUGAAACAAUUCUUUGUUUAGAUUCAUAUCAAAGUAUGUAUUCCCAAAUGCUUUGUGGUCUUUGUCAAAACACUCAAGUUUUACGAGUUGGUGCGGUUUUCGCUUCAGGUUUUAUUCGCGCUAUUCAUUUCCUUGAAAACCACUGGCCUAUACUUUGUCGGGAUAUAAAAACUGGAACGUUGAAUCCACAAAUAAAUGACCCUAUGGUACGCGAAUCCGUGAUGAAAAUACUCAAACCGGAUCCCUACCUUGCUGAUUUUAUUGAAAUGGAAUGUAGUAAAGAGUCAUGGAAAGGGAUUAUUCCUAGAUUAUGGCCUAAUACUAAAUAUGUCGAUGUUAUUGUUACUGGGACUAUGUCACAAUAUAUUCCAACCCUUAAAUACUAUGGUAAUGAUUUACCACUUGUUUGUACCAUGUAUGCUUCUUCUGAGUGUUACUUUGGUAUAAAUCUUGAUCCUCUUUGUGAACCUAGUGAAGUUGCUUAUACUCUCAUACCUACCAUGGGAUUUUUCGAGUUCUUGCCCGUUGCUCGUGACGAUCAAGGACCAGAAAACUCUAACAAGUAUGACAAAGAUGAUUUGGUUGAUCUUGUUGAUGUCAAACUUGGACAUGAGUACGAGCUCGUGGUCACCACUUAUGCAGGAUUGUAUCGUUAUCGAGUUGGUGAUAUACUGAAAGUUGCUGGAUUCAAAAACAAGGCACCUCAAUUUCAUUUUGUGUGUAGAAAAAAUGUUGCAUUAAGUAUUGAUUCAGACAAAACUUAUGAAGUUGAGCUACACGACGCCGUUUUAAAAGCAUCGACUCAUCUUGUACCUUAUGGAACAUCAUUAACAGAAUAUACAAGUUAUGCAGACACAUCGACAAAUCCAGGACAUUACGUUUUGUACUGGGAAAUCAACAAUGAUGAAUCCGACGAAACAUUAAUUCCAACAUCAGUGUUUGAAGAUUGUUGUCUAACGAUUGAAGAAUCGUUAAACAGUGUCUAUCGACAAUGUCGCGUUUCGGAUAAAUCGAUUGGUCCCCUUGAAAUUAAGGUAGUUGAAAAUGGUACAUUCGAUAAGCUUAUGGAUUAUGCUAUUAGCAAUGGCGCUUCCAUUAAUCAGUACAAAGCUCCACGGUGUGUUAACUAUGCUCCAAUUAUUGAGUUAUUGAAUUCGAGAGUUGUUUCGAGUUAUUUUAGCCCGAAAUGUCCUAAAUGGAUUUCUGGUCAUAAACAAUGGUCAUCAAGCUAAGAGAAUUCAUCAUGUACGAGAGUCUGGUUGAAUGAUCAGAAUAUUUACGAAUUCGUAAAUUCAAUUUCUUAUUUGGAUAUAUGUACGUCGAUAGGACCCUCCAAUAAUGCACAGGAUUAAACUUAAUUAGAAGUACUGUUUUGUUUUUUUUUUUAAUUUUAUUUUAUGUGUGUUUUUCAUGUACAUAAUUUAAGUUUAUGUUUUAUUUUUCCGUUUACUUGGUAGUACUAAAUUCCAACAAUAAACAACAUGGGGAUUGGAUUUAUUGGAAUUCCCAUCCAAUUACAAAA
Messenger RNA from Solanum pennellii, 2111 nucleotides. Its product is annotated as indole-3-acetic acid-amido synthetase GH3.6-like. The transcript has 3 exons. The record is from RefSeq and is a predicted model, not a curated record. Gene Ontology annotation, cellular component: cytoplasm. Gene Ontology annotation, molecular function: indole-3-acetic acid amido synthetase activity. NCBI's taxonomy places the organism in Eukaryota, Viridiplantae, Streptophyta, Magnoliopsida, Solanales, Solanaceae. Bases 1 to 1821 code for a protein of 606 amino acids.